Messenger RNA from Phytophthora nicotianae INRA-310, 925 nucleotides. RefSeq lists its product as hypothetical. Gene Ontology annotation, biological process: regulation of mitochondrial ATP synthesis coupled proton transport; positive regulation of proton-transporting ATP synthase activity, rotational mechanism; peptidyl-lysine trimethylation. The record is from RefSeq and is a predicted model, not a curated record. The transcript has 2 exons. NCBI's taxonomy places the organism in Eukaryota, Oomycota, Peronosporomycetes, Peronosporales, Peronosporaceae. Bases 110 to 688 code for a protein of 192 amino acids. Gene Ontology annotation, molecular function: protein-lysine N-methyltransferase activity. Gene Ontology annotation, cellular component: mitochondrion.
GCAGUUCCGAUCGUCCAACGUUUUCAGCCUCGUCACAUUUGACCGUUCCGGUCCUUGGCGCAUUUUGGCCUCGUUAUCUAAAGUUCGUCCCGUUGUAUUAAAUUGCCGCAUGUUGGCUCCGCGUAAGACGCUCUACUCGACACCGCUGAGCGCCUUCCGCCGGGCGCUGGAGCUCGUGCACGUGGACGCCUCCGACGUGGUGUACGACCUGGGCUGCGGAGAUGGCCGGUUGCUGAUCGACGCCGCGCGGAGCUUCGGCGUGCGAGCUGUGGGAGUGGAGAUCAACCCAAAGCGGGCGCAACAAGCGCGGGAUGCAGCGGAGGCCGAUGGCGUGGGCCAUCUAGUGACGGUGCAUCAAGCGAAUGCGCUGGAAUUUGACAUCCCCGCGGAUGCCACUGUCGUUUUCCUCUUCCUCAUCAGCCGUGGCUUGUCGUUAAUGCGGCCAAAACUGGAGAAGUUGCAGGCGUGUCGAGUGAUCACGUACCUCUAUCGGAUCCCCAACCUAACGCCGAUGGAGAAGCACCUCGUGCCAGCCAGAGAACCGGAGCAGGAGGUCAGUCGAGAGCAGGAAGAGAAAAACGGCAAGAGUACGGUGGAUCCGGAGGAUGUGAUGUUCCCAGUAUACAUUUAUCACUUCCCUACGUCGCCAGAAUCGGCCAUGCGUCUCCCGUUGUCGACGGGGAAGUGAUCAACUAGAUUUUUUCAUCGUCUAUUAGCGCGGAAUAAACGGCUAGUGUUGCCAAGACGAUACCUCGGAUACCAUAUUACUUCGAAGUAUUCAAGAAAAAUCUUCGCAUCCUGCACGGGUGGCGCGAGGAAGAAGGGUCUCUUGUGGUGUUUUGCGAUGAAAACAGUGGAUAAUGCGACUUUGUAAGCCGUCUAACAGGUUUCUUGAAUUCUAUUCUUCUUUCGAUAUGUAUCCAUU